Trichoderma virens Gv29-8 is the source of this 1606-nucleotide messenger RNA. RefSeq lists its product as uncharacterized. The record is from RefSeq and is a predicted model, not a curated record. The transcript is spliced from 4 exons. Bases 403 to 1431 code for a protein of 342 amino acids. NCBI's taxonomy places the organism in Eukaryota, Fungi, Ascomycota, Sordariomycetes, Hypocreales, Hypocreaceae. Gene Ontology annotation, biological process: thiamine biosynthetic process.
CAAUCUUCAGAUUGUCAAGCUUCCUGUCACAUAAAAAGCAUCCGAAUAUCUACAAAUAUCUUUUGGUACGAGGCUCGCCUCUAAGGAGCCAUGUUACCUGUCGCAAUGGAACUAUCCAGUCAUCGAGGUAAAGUAGACUGAGCAAGCAUCCGGGUGUUCGGUCCGUUCUAUUGUGCUGUCUUACUCCCUACUAGCUCUCGCUGGUGAUCGAUUCGUUCGAUUCAUCGGCUUGAUGUUUAGUAUCAGUAGGAGACAGCAUUGUAGAAUGGAUUGAUCUGAGAAAUACCGGCGAACUUGAUCUGGAUAAUACCAGCGAAAGGAUCUGCUUCUUGGGCUUCCCCUGAUCUCCUAAUAAUUUAGUGUGCAGACUAACCCACGUAGCUCUUUGCUCGAUUAUCCAAAAUGUCGACGGAUAAGAUCACGUUCCUGACGAACUGGCACGCCACCCCGUACCACGCACCGGUCUACCUCGCUCAGGCGAAGGGAUACUUCAAGGAAGAAGGCAUCAAGGUCGCUCUCUUGGAGCCCAACGACCCUAGCGAUGUCACUGAGAUCAUCGGAUCUGGCAAAGUGGAUCUUGGAUUCAAGGCUAUGAUUCACACUCUUGCUGCAAAGGCCCGUGGCUUCCCGGUCCUGUCCAUCGGCAGUCUGCUUGAUGAGCCAUUCACCGGUGUCAUUUACCUCAAAGAGUCGGGCAUCACCACUGAUUUCCGCUCCCUCAAGGGCAAGCGCAUCGGCUACGUGGGAGAAUUUGGCAAGAUUCAGAUCGAUGAGCUGACUUCCCACUAUGGCCUCACUCCUGAGGACUACACUGCCGUCCGCUGCGGCAUGAAUGUUUCCAAGGCCAUUAUCAGCGGCGAGAUUGACGCUGGAAUUGGCCUGGAAAAUGUUCAGAUGGUUGAGCUUGAGGAGUGGCUCGACAAGCAGGGCCGCCCCAAGACAGAUGUCCAAAUGCUUCGCAUUGACGAGCUCGCCGAGUUGGGCUGCUGCUGCUUCUGCACUAUUCUCUAUAUUGGCAACGAAUCCUUCAUUGAGAAGAACCCGGAGAAAGUUCGCGCUUUCCUCCGCGCUGUCAAAAAGGCCACUGAUUUUGUCCUUGCCGACCCUAACAAGGCUUGGGCCGAGUACGUUGACUUCAAGCCCGUCAUGGGUACUGAGCUCAACCGGAAGAUGUUUGAGCGUAGCUUUGCGUAUUUCUCAAAGGACUUGAAGAACGUUCAGCGCGAUUGGAACAAGGUGACCAAGUAUGGACAAAGACUCGGCGUCUUGGAUGCUGAGUUCAAGUCCAACUACACCAACGACUUCCUUGGCUGGGAGCUUGAGGCCGAGUCCCAAGAUCCUACCGGCGACCAGAAGCGCAUGGUUGAGUUGCAGUGCGAUGUUGCCUGCCGUGGAGGCUUCCGCCGACUCCCAGCUGUCAUCAAGGCUUGAUUGAGUCAAAUCAAACGCUAAAGAGUCAUCUAACUGACUAUUUAUGCAAAACUGCUUCGUCACUCAUUGCCUUUGCAGUCUGCAAAUCUGGCAUCACUACGCUCAUUGUGCCUAGCCACUCAUUUAGCUAUGUAGCUUUCUGCCAGAAAAAUAAUAAAAACUGUAUGCCAGACAC